Molecule: messenger RNA, 4288 nt
Organism: Phyllostomus discolor (pale spear-nosed bat)
Lineage: Eukaryota; Metazoa; Chordata; Mammalia; Chiroptera; Phyllostomidae
Gene: SFXN5
Product: sideroflexin 5
Exons: 14
Coding region: 239-1261 (340 amino acids)
Biological process (GO): mitochondrial transmembrane transport; citrate transport; monoatomic ion transport
Cellular component (GO): mitochondrial inner membrane
Molecular function (GO): monoatomic ion transmembrane transporter activity; citrate transmembrane transporter activity
Source: RefSeq, a predicted model, not a curated record
ACACACACAGUUUUUCUGGACUGCAAAACUGGCAGCCUGGGAACCAAAUCCAGGUCUGCGUUGGUGCAACUCUGCAGUCUAGAGCUGUGGAGCAUCGUGACAAGGAAAACUACACUUCCCACAACGCCUUGCGCCUCCUGUUCGCUGCGGUUGCUUGUGGCCAAUCGGAAGAGGUAGCUGUGGCGGGGGCCGAGGAGGGACAUUUUAAAAGGGCCGGAGGUUGCGGGCGUCAGUGGCCAUGGCGGAUACAGCGACUACAGCAUCGGCGGCAGCGGCAAGUGCCGCUAGCACCUCGAGCGAUGCACCUCCUUUCCAGCUGGGCAAACCCCGCUUCCAGCAGACCUCCUUCUAUGGCCGCUUCAGGCACUUCUUGGAUAUAAUCGACCCUCGCACCCUCUUCGUCACUGAGAGACGUCUCAGAGAGGCUGUACAGCUGCUGGAGGACUAUAAGCACGGGACCCUGCACCCAGGGGUCACCAAUGAACAGCUGUGGAGCGCACAGAAAAUCAAGCAGGCUAUUCUACACCCGGAUACCAAUGAGAAGAUCUUCAUGCCCUUUAGAAUGUCAGGUUACAUUCCUUUUGGGACGCCGAUUGUGGUCGGUCUUCUUUUGCCCAACCAGACACUGGCAUCCACUGUCUUCUGGCAGUGGCUGAACCAGAGCCACAACGCUUGUGUCAACUAUGCAAACCGCAAUGCUACCAAGCCUUCACCCGUAUCCAAGUUCAUCCAGGGCUACCUAGGAGCUGUCAUCAGUGCCGUCUCCAUUGCUGUGGGCCUUAAUGUCCUGGUUCAGAAAGCCAACAAGUUCACCCCAGCCACCCGCCUUCUCGUCCAGAGAUUUGUGCCGUUCCCUGCCGUAGCCAGCGCCAAUAUCUGUAAUGUGGUCCUGAUGCGGUACGGGGAACUGGAAGAAGGGAUCGAUGUCCUGGAUGGUGAUGGCAACCUCGUGGGCUCCUCCAAGAUCGCAGCCAGACACGCUCUGCUGGAGACGGCGCUGACGCGAGUGAUCCUCCCCAUGCCCAUCCUGGUGCUCCCUCCAAUCGUCAUGUCCAUGCUGGAGAAGACGGCUCUCCUGCAGGCGCGCCCCCGGCUGCUCCUCCCUGUGCAAAGUCUCGUGUGCCUGGCAGCCUUCGGCCUGGCCCUGCCUCUGGCCAUCAGCCUCUUCCCACAGAUGUCAGAGAUUGAAACAUCCCAGUUAGAGCCUGAGAUUGCCCGGGCCACCAGCAGCCGGACAGUGGUGUACAACAAGGGGCUGUGAGUGGUGGCCAGCUGGCCUGGGGAUGCACCGCUGUCCGACCGGGCGAGCUGGGGCGGGGAAGGAGUCUCAUGAGCAGCACCUGCAGGGGGUGGGCUACUGACCCCCCAGUCCUGGGCCACCUGGGAGGGUCUCCAUCCACAGUGGUAGGGAGACUAAUCUAUUCACAUGUUAACUAACAUAAGGGAGAGGAAUUCUGACACAUUUCCUAUAAAAAUAAUCAAGUGCAUUUCUGGGCCUUACGUGGGGCUGUUGAAACUCCACUCAGCACAAUUGUGUAUGAAGCUGAAAAAUUGUAGAGUGCCCACAGGGUAGAAUUAGGAUCCUUUUAUACUUUUUUUUUUAAUUUUUUAUCAGAAUCAAGUCUUGGUCGCAGCUGCCCAGGUGCUGCUAGCACAUGGUCUGGUAGUGGGAGUAACAGAGCCCUUCACGCUGCUGGUUUGGUGGCUGGGCUAGUAGAUUUCAGAUAUUACUGUGGCCAAAACCAAUGCCUCCCUGGGUUGGGCAGGGGUGGGGGAAAAAGGGGAGGCCGUCUACACCUGGAAGGAUGAACCAGCCAUGGCCAAGGUCCUCAGGAGGUGGCUCAGGACAUGAAGGGGCACUGGAGGCCUCUGGAAGAUUCCAUGAGCAGCUGGCUCUGAGUGUGGCCGGCCUUCAAGCUCCCUCUGUGCCACACCUGCAGAGCCAAUCCCUCUGCACGAAGCCCGGUGACACACUGGGGCUGGUGUCACUCUUUGUGGAGCCCUGAUGUGCUUGAGGCCCCUGCGACGGCCCCAGCUCCAGGCAGGAAGCCCCAGGAAGGAGUGACGUUUGGCAGGAACCAUGGGCAUGCAGCCUGGCCUUUGCAGGAAGAUCCUCCUUCCCCACACCAGGCUGGAAGCUGGGCGUUAGGGCCGAGCGUGGGGCUGGAGCCAGGCUGACUGCUGUCAGGGAAGCCUCUCCAGCCACUGAGGCUGCCUGCCCCAUCCGCUACUUCCUGAGCAGGAGGGUCUCAUGCCUGAGAGAACAAAGGCCAGAUCGCUAAGCACCUAUCUGAGAAGAAACACCAACCCAGCAACAGCAGGCCCUGGCUCUGGCUGGUCAUGUGACCUUGGACAAGCCCAUUCCCUUCUCUGAGCCUCCACUCCCAGUCUGGAACCAGAGGACUGGAUCGAGGGGUUCCUACCUGCUCUUGCAGCUAGAUCUCGUCUUUGCCUGUCCUGCUCAGAUGCCAGUCAUCCCAGGCACAUCCCAACAAGGACACUGGACUGGGAAAGGGACAGGCCCCUUGGGGCACGGCCAGCAGUUGGCUUCAGAACCUGGACUUUGCUCUUCUGUAUGGGACCCCAUAUCCUGGGAGCACUUGACCUUUGCCAAACACAUUACAGUUCUGAAGGUGGAGGUAGUGUGGAUGCCUGGGCUUGAGUGGGGCGCCUCUCACCCUGUGCUGCCUCUGAGGCCCCUUGCUGCUGGCUGGUGGCCGCUUUCCAUUGAGCCAGGAAAGAGGACUGCUCUGCAGAGGACCUCAGGGCCUGAGGUGGGGGUGAACAGGGUAAAAAGCAAGGGUCUCAACGUACCCCUUACCUGAACCCCUACUAGAAUGAGCCCUGAACACGCAGCCACAAGGCCACCCUUCCCCUGGUGACUCCACCUGGGGUGAGAAGUGGCUGGAGGGGAACGUGUAUGUGCAGGAAAAGGCUGGUGCAGGGCAGCAAGGGCAUGGCCUCAGGUAGCUCUGCCUUAGGGCAGCCUUAGGGUGGUGGAAGUUGUGUUGAGGUAGUGAGGCGUUGGCACCCUACACCCCGCCAGAAGCCCUGGCCACCCUCACUUCCCAACCAGGCCUUGCUGCCUCCAAGCUAGCUCUGCAGGGUGCUGCCAUGAAGCCCCCGCCAUCCCAAGGAGCAGCCCACCCAGUGCCCGCCAGGAAGGGGAGAGGACAGAGACAAGCAUGGAAGACAAAGCAGCAGAGGGAAGGGGUGCCACGGUGCUGGGGGGACAGGUGUGUCGGAGGCGAGUGUGCCGGGGACGAGGGCUCUCUUGCACAGCUCACCUCAGGCCCACCCUGCCCCACUUCUCAUCAGGUCUUAUUCUCGGGCACUUUACCUUGGGACCAAAACUGCCCACCCCGGCUGCACUCCCACCCCCUGCAGAGGCCCGGCAGAGAUGGGAUCUCUCCAGCUCCUGCUCUGCGCUGGCUGCCCUGGCGCAGCCCCACCCCAGGGCCGCCCCAGCCCCAGCCCUGUGGCCUCUGCCUCUCAUAACCUACUUAUUUUGUUCCCGGAUAGUUUCCAGUCGUGCUCCCAAAUUCAGUUUCAGGUGAUUUAGCGGGGCUUCUCCCAGCAGGGGUGGUGAUGGCAAAGGCUGCGUAUAGCUCACGAGUGACAGAGAUCACGAUGGUGACAGAGAUCCAGCGAGCGAGCCGGGCCCUGGCCUGGCUGUGGAAAACACCACGAGGGGAAGCUACUGGCUGGCCUCCAUCCUCUGCUCCGCUGAGGCCAGAAGAAAGGGAGUCCCGUGGGAAGACUGGUCCAUGACUGGGGAGGAGGCCAAGGCCGGGCAGGGCUGGCCCAGUGGUGCUGGAACUCGGGGCAUACCUGCCGCUGCUUCUCCAGCUCUGGUGUGUCUGUCCGGCCCUCCUCUGGUCACGUCAAACAUUCCCGAAGGCUCGGGCUGCCCUUCUCCCAUCUCCAGAGAACAGUCCGAUGGUGCAGGGACCAAGAGCCUGAGAUGUCAAGAUGGCUGCUGAGGGAAAAUGGCCCACAGACCCUUUUCCAUGUCCUGUUGUGGGGUAUGGGGGGGGGGGGGGGGUUGUGUCCUGCGCUGAGCCUUGAGCCUGCCAGAAGGGCGGGGUCCUGAGAGGAGAGGGGCCAGAGGACAGAGGCAUGGUGGCCCUCCAGCCCUGGGCUGUGGGGAGGGAGGCACCGGUGCACACGCCUCGGUCAUACCCAGGUUGCUCUGCAGUGUCUUCUUAACCUUCUCAGAAAGUUUCUCCAUCUCUGUGAUUUAUGUAAUACUAAUGAACUGUGGGCAAUAAAUGAUGGAUUUAAAGCA